Molecule: messenger RNA, 844 nt
Organism: Effrenium voratum
Lineage: Eukaryota; Dinophyceae; Suessiales; Symbiodiniaceae
Source: the annotation of a GenBank genome assembly
GUUCACCUCUCCACUCGCUCCCGUCGCGCGUGAACGAGAAGUGUUCGAUUGCGAGCCGCGAGAAAUGGCGGAGCUUGCAGAGGUGGCCAUUAAGGAGCUCCAGGAUUUUGCCACGUCCGCCAACACACAGGAGGAGGUGUUGAACCACCUGAAGAUGUGGGAGGGAUGGGGGAGAUACCACAGCUCCAUCGUCCUAGGCCCUGACCAGGAGAUUCCCCUGCCCGCCCGGGAAGAGCCCGACCCGAACGCCGUUGGCUUCGCGUACCCGUUGCCCCCUGUCGAGUUCAGACUGCGAAACAGCAGGAAGUAUCCGCCGCCCACCGACGAGGAAGCCUUCCGGGAGAUGUUUAAGCUCCUCCACUACGUGUGCGGGGAGGUUCUUUUUAAGAAGAACUACGUCCUGAGCGUGAUUUAUAACUGGAUCAAUAGCAAUCGCCGCGACAGCCCGGUCUGGCAGCGGGGCUUCAUCCAAGCCGGUGGCGCGCAAAAGCUCAUCGAGUUUUGGCACGAGGAGGGUGCUGAUCAGGAGACGGAUGAUGACUACAGCAUCCACUACUGGGUGCUGGCCAUUGUCGGGCGGAUGAUGGGCACAUGCCAGGAGUCACGUGUGCACCUCAUCAAGGAGGGCUUGAACAAACUCGUCUUGGAGGGCACCGGCUCGAAGAACAACGAGAUCCGGGAGUGCGCAGUGUGUGCCUUGAAAGGCCUCAUCCAGCACCCCGAGGGCCGUGAAGUGGUGACCUACAAGACGCUCAUCGAAUGCCUGGCACGGUGAGUUUGCAGCAGAUAUCCCAGUCGUUCUCAUGGUGAAUGCGAAGCCAUCCCCCCCCCCAAAACUUGAAGC